AUGAAGGAUAUAGGAAAGCACUCUGCCAGCUUACCGGAAUCUGGAACGGUCAGGAUGAUUACGCUUGAAGUACUCAUUCAAGGAAUCGAGGUUUCGCAGAGUAGAUGGUCAGAAGAAGUGCUGAAAGCUAUUCUAGACCAUUUCGGGAGGACGACGAGAAGGUCAUGGUCUUUGUGUCGUUCUCUGUAUAGCGAGAAGUUCUUGUGUGCAGUUAUCCUCGAAGAACUGAAACAAGCGAAUUCUGUCACUACGAGUAUUGCAGGCCAUACGUGCUCAUAG
This is a messenger RNA of Thelazia callipaeda (thelaziosis nematode), 279 nucleotides long. The record is from the annotation of a GenBank genome assembly. NCBI's taxonomy places the organism in Eukaryota, Metazoa, Nematoda, Chromadorea, Rhabditida, Thelaziidae.